AGAUCGGCUGUUGUAGCCAAUCACGUUGCAGGUUCUUCCAACUCACGUCAUUGCGUUUUUUUUCCUCGUCUUGUAAACACGUGUACACCGUGGUGUGUGUGGAAAUUUAAAAACCUAACUCAAACUACGUGUUGAUAACAACAUCCUCAAAAUGGCAAAAAGCCUACGGAGCAAAUGGAAGCGGAAGAUGCGCGCAGAGAAGAGGAAGAAAAAUGCUCCUAAGGAGCUGGCUCGUCUGAAACAGGCUCUGAAUCUGGACAAGAAAGGAGAAGCUGCCAUGACUGAUGUGCAGGAAAUCGCCACUGUGGUGCCAGCUGACAAGAUCAAGAAGACGGAUGUUGACAUGGCAGAGGCAGAGGGUGACGAUGGGAAGAUGGACAUGGAUAGCAAGCGCAACAAGGCAACACUGUUGGAUGAAAAUGGACAGUACCCUGCGUGGAUGAGCCAGCGGCAAGCCAAGAAACUGAAAGGCAAACGGAUGGCGAAGAAAGGCGGCAAGGGCAAGAAGAAGGGUAUCGCCUGGUGAACCUGAGGAGAACAAAAGACCUUUGCUUUGCUUUAAAGACUUUUGAUGCAGAAACACAGGAGGAUCAUUUCAUGUAUUGAUUAAUGCGUGAUAACUGUCACCUUCUGUUAUUGGAUCUCAUUCACUUCAGUGGAUUACAAGAUUCAUGGUCGUGCCACAGAGCCUGUUAUUGUAAAGUAAUUCACUGAAGGAGCGUGUUUGUUCUUAUGGAACAGCAGCACCACCUUAAUGUUAGGAGGCAAGUUUUAAGGAAAUAAGACUCAUGCAAAAUGUGUCUCCCCUUAGCUUGUCUUAAUACAGCAUAACAGUGCAGGUGAUAGGUAUAUAUUCUCUAUUACAAUUUAAAUCUUUUCAUAUUCUGAUAAAAAAAAAAAAAGAUUUACAGAUUCAUGUCUUGCAUUGUUCAAUAUAGGUAUUUGUUUAAAGGGGCAGCCUCGUGGCUCAGGUUCAACUUAAGGGAGACUGAGGACAUUUGUUGCAUUUUCUCAUUUCGUGUUAUCUCUGUUGUCAGACUCUAAAUUAAUGCAGAAUAUUUUUCAGAUUUUGCUGCAUAUGCCACGAUAUAGAAGGUAUACGCAAAACCAUUAUUGAAUGAACUGUGUUGUAGAUAAACCUUUCACAUGUAAAAACAGUAACUUCAUUUGUUUUGUUUUUUCAGUUUUUAACAACAAUUUGUUUCGCCACAUAUGAUCAUGAUAAACUACAAUUCCAGUGAAAAAUGAUAACAGCUGUAAUGUUACUGUAAAUUGACAGUGAUGAAACAUGGAUAGUAAUAAAGGAUGUUGCUGUACAAACAACACAAA
Messenger RNA from Seriola aureovittata, 1329 nucleotides. It is a transcript of the gene llph, whose product is annotated as LLP homolog, long-term synaptic facilitation factor. The transcript is spliced from 3 exons. Gene Ontology annotation, molecular function: RNA binding. Gene Ontology annotation, biological process: dendrite extension. Bases 152 to 526 code for a protein of 124 amino acids. Gene Ontology annotation, cellular component: nucleolus. The record is from RefSeq and is a predicted model, not a curated record. NCBI's taxonomy places the organism in Eukaryota, Metazoa, Chordata, Actinopteri, Carangiformes, Carangidae.